Molecule: messenger RNA, 2354 nt
Organism: Bacillus rossius redtenbacheri
Lineage: Eukaryota; Metazoa; Arthropoda; Insecta; Phasmatodea; Bacillidae
Product: juvenile hormone esterase-like
Exons: 11
Coding region: 126-1808 (560 amino acids)
Molecular function (GO): serine hydrolase activity
Source: RefSeq, a predicted model, not a curated record
AUCUGAAUAGUUAUCUGCUGUUGCUAAAACCAUUGUAUUUCUGCUAAUAAAAACCACCAGGAAAAACAUAGACUGGUUGUAAAUGUAUGCAUGUAUAGAGAAGUGAAUAUUGGAAACAAAAAAAAAUGUACAAUUUAUUAUUUUCAGUGCUUCUGGCGCUCAGCAUGGUUAUUCGCAUACAAGGACUUCAAUACGCUUCAGAGUCAAACAACACUGUGAAAGUUUCCCAAGGAUAUCUCCUAGGUAAGAAGGUGACCUCGGAGAAGACGGGAGGAGUGUUCUACAGUUUCCUAGGAAUACCUUAUGCCCAGCCUCCUGUGGGAGACCUCAGGUUCAAGGCCCCCGCGGCGGCCGAGUCUUGGACCGGGGUGAGGAACGCCACAUUCUACCGCUCCAUCUGCCCGCAGCUCGCCGAUGUGGGGUCGGUAGCGCAGGGCUCUGAAGACUGCCUCUACCUCAACGUGUACACGCCGCAGCUUCCAAGCUCAUCUAAAGUUAAUCUCUUGCCAGUUAUGGUGUGGAUUCAUGGAGGAGGAUUUACUUCAGGAUCUGGAAAUGCUCCUCUGUUCAAUCCUGAUUAUCUGGUGGGGAAAGGAGUCGUCCUAGUAACCUUCAACUAUCGACUGGGAGUACUAGGGUUCCUCGGCCUGAACAGCUCUGUCGUGUCCCGUAACAACGCCCUUAAGGACCAGCUGGCCGCUCUCAAGUGGGUCCGGGCCAACAUCGCCCAGUUCGGAGGAGACAAGGACCACGCGACCAUAUUCGGGGAGAGCGCUGGUGCCGCGUCCGUGGAGUUGCAAAUCCUCUCGCCAGCCACCAAAGGUCUGUUCCGUCGCGCCAUAUCGCAGAGCGGCAGCGCCAUCGACAGAUGGGCGUACACCGAGCCCAGCCCGGCCAGACAGCGGGCGUUUAGGCUGGGAGAGGUACUCGGCUUCGCGUCCGGCGACGAAGAUGCUUUGUCGACGUUCCUCAAGAACGUGUCUGCAAGCAAGCUUGUCGAGUCCCAAGAAAGCGCUCUUUUAACUGAAGAUGUCCUCGGGGGCAUUACCAUACCAUUCAUGCCCACCAGAGAGAGUGGCAAGGAAGCCUUCCUGCCUGAUUCUCCCCUCAGCAUCCUCAAGUCCGGCAACUAUCAGCACGUGCCUUACAUCACAGGGUUCAACUCGGCGGAGGGGAAGUACUUCGCCCAAAACUUCGUUCACAACAGCAGUCUGUGGACGCAACUGUUGAACGACAUGGAGCUGUUUGUGCCUCCCGAACUGAAUCUGCCGCUAGGAUCGCCACAGUCGGUGGCGCUGGCUGCCGAGAUCAAGAAGAUGUACUUCGGUGACGUCACUCCCACUGUGGACAACAUAGAGGAGUUAGUCAGUUUGUAUUCAGAUGCAUACUUCGUGAGCGGUGUGCGGAGGUCUGUGAAUAUUCGUACCAGAAACUACACCACUCCUUUGUAUGUGUACCGGUUCAGUUACGUGGGCCUACUCAGCUUCUCGCAGCUACUCCAAUUCGACUACCCGUUCAGAGGGGCGAGUCAUGGUGACGAUCUGGGAUACUUAUUUGGAGUUGACGGCUUACAACUUGCAUCUAACUCCACGGAAAUGACAGUGCUUAACCAGAUGACGACCAUGUGGACCAAUUUCGCUAAAACUGGGAACCCGGCUGAGGGCUUCGCCUCGCAGUGGGACAUCGUGUCGUCUUCCAAGAAGCCAUACCUGAACAUCGACUCUGCUCUCAGCACAAGUGACCUUGAUAAGUUGCAAGCGGAGAGAUUCGCCAUGUGGGUUAAGAUAUACGCCACUCUAGAUGACUAGACUUGAGUUCGAGUAACUCGUGUUGUAGCUAUGUAGAUAGCUUUUACCUACUAUAAUUAGGAUUACAUCACAAUUAAUUUUUUUGUACACUUCAGAAUGUAAUUGAUUAUAUUUGAAAUACAACUAAAAACAUUUUGUGAUUAUAAAGGAAAAAAAUUAUCUUUGUUCUUUGACCUCUCUUAAUCCACUGUGGUUCUAGUUAAUCUCACAUCCUAUGUCUCUAGCCCAUCUCUUCUUGCACCUGGGUCCUGGAAAUAAUUAAUCCCAAAGCCUCGCAGUGGGACAUCGUGUCGUCUUCCAAGAAGCCAUACCUGAACAUCGACUCUGCUCUCAGCACAAGUGACCUUGAUAAGUUGCAAGCGGAGAGAUUCGCCAUGUGGGUUAAGAUAUACGCCACUCUAGAUGACUAGACUUGAGUUCGAGUAACUCGUGUUGUAGCUAUGUAGAUAGCUUUUACCUACUAUAAUUAGGAUUACAUCACAAUUAAUUUUUUUUGUACACUUCAGAAUGUAAUUGAUUAUAUUCGAAAUACAACUAAAAACAUUU